Heterobilharzia americana is the source of this 3855-nucleotide messenger RNA. NCBI's taxonomy places the organism in Eukaryota, Metazoa, Platyhelminthes, Trematoda, Strigeidida, Schistosomatidae. The record is from the annotation of a GenBank genome assembly.
AUGUACGUGGGCAGCCGACAGCGGUUGGUAUGACUAGUUUUGCUCUACCUUUAUGUCUAAAGCCUUGGUCCUAAUUUAACCAAGUUGACAAGUUUUUUUUCUAAAUAUCAUGGGAGUUCCUGGCCUAUGGCGUUUGUUAGAACCUGCAAGAGUGCCUAUAGAAUUACAACAGCUCUCAGGUAAAAUUAUAGCAAUCGAUAUGAAUAUCUGGUUGCAUCAAGCUGUUAAGUCUCGAGGUGCAUCAGGUGGUCCUCGCAACUAUUUAGCCAUAUUUUUCCGUCGCUUAUGCAAGCUACUUUUCUUUGGUAUCCGACCAGUGUUCGUUUUUGAUGGUGAUACACCUGCGUUGAAACGAGCAACUAUGAAUGCAAGACGUCAGCUGCGUAGUUCAACCGAGGCUAAGGCAGAAAAAGCUCAAAAACACUUUCUUCGUCGCCUUUUACGUCGUGUUGCAGAGUCUACAGUAAAGUCAAGUUCAUUGUCAUCUAAUGAAGCACAGUCUCCUGAAACUUUAGCAAAGGAAGAACUGUUAAGACGAUUGAAACAGCAAUCACAUUGUCAUCAAGCUAGGGAGGAUGCUGAACUCUUCUCAGCUCCAAAUCCGCAUUCAGAGUCGAAUAGGGAUAAAAGUAACAGCAUUUUGCUAAGUGAAAAUGCUGGUGUAGAAUAUGAUGAACUUGCUCACGAUUUCCUGGAUGGUUUCAAUUCUUCAAAUCGAAAGUUUUCUGAAAUGGAUCUUAACUCAGAUUCAUUUUGUUCACUACCUUUACCUGCUCAAUUACGUGUUGUUCAAAUGGCGAGAGAAGUACUAGACUCUAGUUCAUGCCGGAGUGACUUAGUUCACGAAAACAAUGAAGCAACAUUUGAUCCGGAAAAGUUCUCAGAUGUCCAAACGAAACGUUUGCUUCUACGUCGUCGUUUAGCAGAACGUCAACAACAAUUAUCUGAUGAUUUAACUAAGCAAGAAGCUGUUCAGCAAGUUCUUCAAUUAGACAACUCUAUGAUAAGAAGUAUUCUACAAAACCGAUCUUUAUCUUCAAGUUUAUCAUGUUCUACUGUGGGGUCAACUGAAACAAUAGCCACAGCAAUGCGUAUUCAGUCACAAGAUGUGGGCCAUGCCAUUCUUGUUAAACAAUCUCCGGUGAAACAUUCGAACAAGCUAACUAGAGUACCUUCAUCCACUAUAUUCGAUUUGGAAAAACUAAUUACAUAUGAUCUCAAAGAUUUAAACGAACCUGUUAACAUUGAAGAAGGAAAGAUUACUAAGAACUUAUCAUCUCAAGGUACUGACGAUGUCAUAUCAGUAACUGACUAUGAGUUAGCAAAUAAUGACUUGUAUUCACUUCAGCAAUCCAGAAUAGAGAAAAUAACUAUUCAGAAAACUGUAAAUGAUUCAAAAUACAAACCAUCCAAAGAACCAAGUACUGAAGAGUUUUCAAAGGAACAGCUCCCAGUAGAAUUGUCUAAGCAUGAAACAGAUGUGAACAUUUCUGAUAACUACAAUAAUUUGGAUAAAUCGGCUGUUGAUGAUUUUGUAGAAAAUUCAUACACUGUAACUCUCCCAAAAGAUUCAUGUAUUAUCGAAAGCACUAAACCAUCAACGAAUAUUACAUCGCCUGUUAUAGAACAUUUGUAUGAUUUUACAAAGGUUGACAAGAACGAAACUGACUCGGAAGCUAAUGUUUCCUCAGAAAUUCACAAAACUGAGAAUCUGAAAGUCUCUGAAGAUGAUGAAAAAAAUGAAGAUAAUUCCAGUGAGGAUGAUGAUGAUGAUGAUGAUUUCAUCGAUGUUGAAGCCCAGGAACACGUUGAAGUUUUGAGUGCAUCUAGUGAUUCUAACAUAUCAUAUAAACAUCCGCUUGAUAAAAACAGCUCUCCCAGUGAAUUGGAAUUAAAGUCUGUUGUCUAUGAAAAUGAAAGUAUCGAUAAACAGUCUACAGAAUAUACUAGUGCUCAGGAAUCCAUUUCAUCUGAAGUAGAAGAUGAUGACUUGACCAUAGAUGACGAUAUGUUGAGAGAAAAAGCUGAUCGUUUAACGCGACAAGCUCAAUCCACUACUACACGCUGUAUUUCAGAAGCUCAGGAUCUACUUCGUCUGUUCGGAUUUCCGUUUGUAGUCAGUCCAGAAGAAGCAGAAGCACAAUGUGUGGCUUUACAACGUUAUGGUCUGGUUGAUGUUGUUGCUAGUGACGAUUCCGACGUAUGGCCGUUCGGUGGCAGACUCAUUUGUCGUCAUCUUUUUGGUACUGGUGAUGAUAAGAAAAGAAAGACAGGUCCUUCCUUAUAUAAGCUAGAUGAAGUAAAACAGAAGUUGGGUCUUACUGUGGAAAAUAUUCUGCGUUUGACUCUGCUCUGUGGGAGUGAUUAUACACGUGGGAUCGAUCAAGUUGGUCCGGUUACAGCAAUUGAAAUAAUUAGUGAGUUUGGUGAAGCUGAUAAUUCACUGAGUUCUGAUAUCGAUAAUUGGCUUCAUGGCAUUUGUGAACCUUCAGAAGAAUUACUUCAAAAUAUUCUCAAGCCACUGGAACAAUUCACGAAUUGGUGGCAAACUACUCGUUCACAGGAAUCGCCUGAGUCGAAGAAAACACUUAAAAUAGCUGAAUCCAGUCCAGUUAGACGUCGUUGGAUUAAUUUGAAACCAUUACCUGGAUUCCCAGAUAGUCGUAUUGCUCGUGCUUAUUUGUACCCGAAUGUAAAAGUCGAUAUUCCACCGUUCAAAUGGGAAGCACCCAGUGUACCACUACUUAUCCAACAUGUAAAUAAUUCAUUGGGAUGGAGUCGAGAUAAAACGGAAGCUUUGUUGACUUCCGUACUUAAACAUAGACAAACUGUUGAACUUGGAAGCCCUGAAGGAAUGCUUUCUUCCAAUUCACUCAUAACCAAUUUCUUCCCUAUCAAAGAUAGAAUCAGUAAAGCAUCAGAAGUCAGUAAUCAUCAUAUAGAUUCAUCAGAGUUAGAUGAAGUAAGUGGCAAUUAAUCGAUCUACGAUAACAAAAAAUAGGCUUGGGUGUUUUAAAGUGGUUUACAAAUUGACAUUUCUCACAGCUGAGUAAUUUUUCAACUAUGGAGUCAACAAGGUCCCCAAUGGAAACCACUCAGUCCGAUUGGUUUCUGACUUAUCAAGGUGUUUAGUACAAGUAUCUUUCACAACUGGGCGUUGUUUCAUCGUUUUUCACAGUGUAAUAAUCAUUAAUAGAUUCCUCUUGAUAAAAGAGAACUAUACGUGUUUGGUGUUCUCCAAGCUUUGAGGUUUGUUUUUGAAGAAGUAUAUGCUUAUGCGAUCGCCUAGCCUAAUGAUGAAACAUCCAAGAAUAAAGCUUGAAGAACACCAGACAAUUAUCAUCGUCAUCUUGAGCUACGAAUUUUCUAUAGUAUCUCAAAAACGGAAUUGUUCAUUUUGUGUGUCAUUCACGCCUCCUGAAACAAAAUAAUAGAUUAGAAACGCAAAUAUUAACUUUUUAAAAUAUCUAACAUUUCAGGUUUCGAUGCCAAGUAAACGUGUUCGCCAUGCAGCCAAUCGGUUAAGAACUCGAAAGAUAGAUGAAAGUUCUUUUAAACCCCCCAUUAUAUCAACAAGUGUGGCGGAAACAGAUAAUUUGCUUUCUGAAUUGCCUAAACCUGGUAAGUCUGGAAGACGGCGAAAUAUGAAGUGUCUUACAAGUGAAACAAACGAAAAAUCAGCUCAAGUAAAAAAUCUAUCAAAGAAGAAAUCCUUAAAAAAGUCCCAAGUAAAGUCCAAACGUCGAGUAAUGGAAAAAGUAAGCUUAUCUGAAGAGGACGACUAACUAGUGUUAAAAAAAUUGAACUAAUUGUACAUAGCAUACUUCCAAACUUUUUUGGAUACAAUUAUUUCGC